Molecule: messenger RNA, 2033 nt
Organism: Schistosoma haematobium
Lineage: Eukaryota; Metazoa; Platyhelminthes; Trematoda; Strigeidida; Schistosomatidae
Gene: PSMD13
Product: 26S proteasome non-ATPase regulatory subunit 13
Exons: 10
Coding region: 509-1675 (388 amino acids)
Biological process (GO): ubiquitin-dependent protein catabolic process
Cellular component (GO): nucleus; proteasome regulatory particle, lid subcomplex; cytosol
Molecular function (GO): structural molecule activity
Source: RefSeq, a predicted model, not a curated record
GAUCAUCCCAAGAGGAGACUUGGCAAACACGUACUCACUCACGCGUUGACUUGUACCGCUUGGAAGAGCUGUGUCUGAUGCGUGUCUGAUAAUUUACCACUGUUAUAACUGCUGCAUAUCAUUAACCACUUUCUAUCUCUUCUAUUAUCAUCUCCGUCCUCCUCGUUCUGUCAAUUCUGCCUUCCCAUAUUGUCUUCAUCCAUAACUUAUUUCGUUAUUUCUUACGUUAUUUUUCGAAAUAAUCGUCGUCUGCUGCCAUGUGCAUUUUCAUUUAUUACUCUUAAUUUUCCUCUCAACAACUUUUCUUUUUGAUAAUAUUAAUUCUUUGUCGUUCAGAAGUGGUUAGUGUCGUUGUGUGGCCAAACAAUUAUGUAUUAAACAUUUGAAAAGCCUUGAAUCGUUCUGAUUUAUUGAGUAGGGUGGUCAAGGAAAAUAAUCCACCUAUACAUUCAAAAUAUUGGAUAUUGCGUGGCACACUCAAACCUGUCGCUACUUGUGUAUUAGUCAGAUGAAGUUUGAGUGGUCGGUUGCAUCAGCUACUGCGCAAGAUUAUUUGAAUGACAGAAUCAAUGAAGCUGGUCCAUUUCAAGAUGACUGGACUGAACUUUCAAAUUUCCACUCCAAGAAAUUGUGGCAUCAAUUAACGCUAAAACUUGAAUGUCUGCUGAAAAAUCCUGAAUUCCGGUCGAAAACAAAUUUAAUUCUGCUCAGUACCAAUUUUCUCGGCGAUUUUAUAUACAAAAUAAAUCCACUCUCUUUGGCUGAAUUAUGCGUUCCGAUUAGUGAGCAGUAUGUAAUUACAGAUCCGCAGCAGGGUAUCAAAUUCCUCGAAGAAGUUCGUGAUGAGUUUUCUGGCAAAUCCAUGGACGCGAAAAUACUAUUUAACACAACUAUUGGAAUGAUUUACUUGACAGCACUUAAUGAUCUGCCGAGUGCUCGUCAAAUAAUUGAGAAUACACAAAGUCAGUUAGAUGAAAUUGAAGGUGUUACUACAGUUCACUCAAGGUUUUAUCAGCUUAGUUCAAGAUAUUAUCAGAUUACUGGACAACAUGCUGAAUUCUAUCAAGAAGCACUUCGUUUUCUCGGUUGUGUGGAUUUAAACAGUCUGAGUGUUGAAGAACAAAGAGGAUGGGCGUUUUCCGUUGGUUUGGCAGCUAUUCUUAGUGAUGGUGUUUACAGCUUUGGCGAACUCCUGACGCAUGAUGUCUUGAAAAGUUUACAAGGUUCUUCACAGGCAUGGCUUAUUGACCUACUGCAAGCUUUCAAUAGAGGUGAUUUAAAUCAGUUGGAUCAGCUACGCAGCCGUUGGUGUGUCCAAGCUGAUCUCGUAGCUGCUGAACCAAAAUUAAAAGACAAAGUCACCUUAUUAUGUCUAGUUGAAAUGGUGUUUCGCCAACCAACUAAUAAACGUACGCUUACAUUUGUAGAAAUCUCAUCUACUACCAGAGUCCCAAUUGACCAAGUUGAACAUUUCUUGAUGAAAGCACUUUCCUUAAAAUUGAUAAAAGGACGUAUUGAUGAAGUUAAUCAAUGUGUUUCUCUUACUUGGUUACAACCUCGUGUUCUUGACAAGGAACAAAUUGGAAGCAUGUGUGCCCGAUUGAAAGAAUGGUCUUCUACAGUUGAAGGUAUGAAAAACCUUGUCGAAGUGGAUACAAAAUCUAUUUUGGCUUGAAAAGUAUUUCGUAUUUAUUAACCCGGUUUCUUGUACAACCGUUUGUAAUCCACCAGCACAUACUUUUAAUAAAUACACUCGAAAAUAUUCUCUUCUGUCAAUCAACAUAUAUUAACAUAGGUCUAUUAUUGCAAUUGUUAAUAUACAAAUUUUAAAUGGAUUUUAUUUUGUUUCCAAAUGAUUAACUAUUUUUUAGAGGUCAGUUAGUCAUGACGAACACAGAGUCAGACAAAUGUACGUUAACACACGUUGCCAUAUCACAUCACAUUGGAACGGAUUUAAAAAGAUGAGUAGUAAAGGUAUUGAAACAAUUUAGCACCAAUGAUAAUAAGGAAGACACCUGUAGCAAAUCAGUACC